AUGGCCGCAGCCACCUGCAAAGUCUGCGAUGACCCUCUUGUUCUCGAAGUCGAUGAUGAUGAAGAGGGCGGCAACGCUGAGACGCAGCCCGUCCCUGACGAUCUAGAGCUGUCGUGCGGCUGUCACUUCCACUGGCAAUGCCUACUUGACCAAUCUUCAGAAAUUGCCAUCUCCCUCAAGUGCCCGUCCUGUGAUUCGCAGGUCGCUGCGAACACGGCAGGACCAUCGGUCACCAACCCCUUUCUACAUGCAUCCUCGGGUGCAUCGAUCUUAACAAGAUACAAAAACGAAGGUGGUGUGCAAGAGAACCUUGACAUCCUCCCGGCCGUCACCGAGGAAGCCUACCUGGAAGCCAACCCGGCGGCUCGGCCAGCACGUGCGUUCCAUGUCAUGUGCUGCGAGGGCGAUUUCGGCGGCAUCGUAGAGCUGCUCCGCGAUGCCGAUCAAGCAGACGGUGAAGAGCCGACAAUGGAUCCAGCGCAGCUACUCCGCUAUCAAGACCCCCUUGCUGAUAAGAAGAGUGGCUUGCAUCUCGCGGUGGAAAAAAGACAGGAGGAGGUAGUGUGGUUGCUGCUGUGGAUAGCAUCCUCACUAAGCACGGAGACCUUCCCCGAACCGGCGAUGCAGGCGGCUCAGGCGAUGGGCCUACACCGUCCCGCCACGUCUGCUUCCGAUGACAUUCGCUCGCUCCGGGACGAUCAGGGCCGGACGGCGGAGACGGUCGCGGCCGAGAUGGGUGGCGUAUGGGCAGCGAUGUUGCAGGCUGGCGCGCUGCACCCGGGGUCGUCAUUACCUUAA
Messenger RNA from Anthostomella pinea, 798 nucleotides. Lineage: Eukaryota; Fungi; Ascomycota; Sordariomycetes; Xylariales; Xylariaceae. The record is from the annotation of a GenBank genome assembly.